ACUAAAUCGUAUAAUAACGCGUAUUUGUUGACAAGAUGGCGGGCACUAUUUAAAUAUUUUUUUUUAGAAUCAACAUCAGAAUCGCCGACUUUUGAAAAAAAUGGAUGAUACCGUUCAAGUUGAAACAAGCGACAUAGUACAUCUAAAUGUCGGCGGUCAUAUCUACACGACGUCCCGCUCUACGCUAACUAAAUAUGACGAUUCGAUGCUUGGAUCCAUGUUCAGCGACAGAAUGCCGACAAAAAUGGACGACAGGGGAAAUUACGUAAUUGACGGCGAUGGGAAGCUUUUCCGGUACAUUCUAAAUUUUCUGCGCCGAUCGAAACUGACUGUACCUGACGGCUUUAAAGAGCUUGAUAUGCUUGCGGAUGAGGCGGAUUUUUACCAGAUAUCUGAGCUGAUCGACGCGAUUGCUGAGUUAAAAAUGGCGAGGGACGAAGAAUUACGCAAAGCAUCCCUCGUACAGGCGUACGAAUUCCUAGAAGUUGAGUUCGAGUGUGCCAACGGCCAGUAUAUCGUGUUCGCGGCUGCCUCGGUAUUGGAAAAAAUACCGUCUCUGGUGUCCCACUACAAAGAUCUUGGAAACUGGGGCGGUAAAAAACGAGUUGAAGAGUACGGCCUUUCCCUACCCCGCGGGACCCGUACCGCCAAACCAAUCGACAGAAUCAAGCUUUUCCGGGAAAUCACGGACCAAGGGUUCGAGAUGAGAUGCGCGUCUUCCAGUGGAGGAGACGAAAGGUCAACGGAUCGCUGGACAUUUUGUAGAUGUGUUCCUAAAUGA
Messenger RNA from Saccoglossus kowalevskii, 781 nucleotides. RefSeq names its product BTB/POZ domain-containing protein KCTD6-like. The record is from RefSeq and is a predicted model, not a curated record. Lineage: Eukaryota; Metazoa; Hemichordata; Enteropneusta; Harrimaniidae. Gene Ontology annotation, molecular function: protein binding. Gene Ontology annotation, biological process: protein homooligomerization.